CCGCUUCCAGCUCCUACGCGUGGAAGCCGCUACAAAGGGCUUGAAUGAAACGUGUGUGGGUUUAGUGACCUCGUAAGCCGCCAGGGGAUCCCGUCUCCCCACAAACCAGCGCGUCUCUCGCAGGAGGCUGAGCAGGGGGAGGAGGCAAGGAGCGGAGAGCUGGGUUUCGCGUGCGCGCGCUGCGGCUGGAGCGACGGCGAGGGGCUUCCUGGCCAUGCACCGCCUCGCCCGCGGCGGUUCCGGGCACCACUCUCUCCGCCCGGGCUGCGCCCGCUGUCGCCGCCACAAGCUCCUGCGGCCGCCGGCACUGUCCACCGAGGAGCAGAGCUAGCCCUCCCCACCACCGAUUCCCUUCUCCGCGGAGACGCGCCGCCCCCUGGUCAACUUUGAGCAAGAGGAGAGACAACUUUGGCCGCGGCCGCGGGCUUCGCAUCCCGCUUCUCCUCGUCCGCAGGAGCCUCGCGAGUCGCUGGGGUUAGGUGGGGCGAGAGUUACCCCGGCGCAUGUGCGCGGCGUCUGGCUGUGGGCAGCUUGUCUCCAGCAAGCGGGAGCGGGAGUGUGGCUACUAGUCAUCUGAAGGUGGGGAACUUGCUUUCCUUUCCCUUGAAGCGACCUCGUCUUGCUGCUGGAUAAAGCUAUAUCGAAAGCAUGUAAAUAGGCAGAGCGACUGUUACCAGGAAGGCAGCCACCCCAAAGGCAGGGAGGAGCGUGGGGCUUCGUCUGGGCUUCUCCCAGUCGCAACAUUAAUCAACAGUCAGGUGUUGGUUGCAAGUUUUCAAGGUCAGCCACCGGCAGCAGCGAUUCCCUCUCUGAAUCUUGGGGAUACGCAGCGCUCGGGUUGGACUUGGCUGAGAAAUGCACAGGACACCAAACGAGGAAGGAUUGUAGAGGGGAAGGGCUGUGACCCCAAGACCCAUCCCCCAACCUCCCCCUAAUCUCCCGUCCCCCGCUGCAGGGGCGGGGGUUAGUAUGUGACAUGUGUCUAACUCUCAGCGGCAACUUUGGCAGCAGGUGUCCGUCCUAAGCAGGAGCCGCCGUUGCCGGGUGCGCCCUCGCCCAGCCAUGCGGGCCGCGGGCGCGCGUCUCGCCCGCACCUCGCGGCUGCUGCUUCUGCUACUGCUCAAGGUUUCCGCUUCUCUCGUCCUCGGGUCCGCCCCUGCGCCCGGGAACGAAAAUUGUCUGGGGGAAAGCUGUUCACCUACACUGAUACAGCGUCGCAGCAGGGACGCUUGGGGACCGGAAAAUUCUGCAGGAGACCUUCUGCCAACCCGUGCGCCCAGGGAGGAGGCUCAGGAGGCAGCGGUGCGCUUGGCGCCUUCAUGGGACCCACCCGCGGCCCGCGGCGGUGACCCAGGCGCGGGCAGAGGGGCGGAGGCGUCGGCAGCGGAGCCCUCGGGACCUCCAGCCAGACCACCUGGCGCCUGGAGGUGGAAAGGUGCCCGGAGUCAGAAGCCCCCGGGUACUUUGGGGAGAGGGAACCCCACGGCUCUCCAACUCUUCCUUCACACGUCAGAGGAGAAGGAAAAGGGUCCCAGAGGCGCUGGCAUUUCUGGGCGCAGUCAGGAGCAGAGUGUGAGGAAGGAACCCGGAGCCAGCGACCUUUAUUAUUGGCCAAGGAGAGCCGGGAAACUCCAGGGUUCCCACCACGACCCCCAACCCAAGACGGUCAAUGGACCGUCGGGGCACGAAGGGCGGACGAUUGCACCCCCUGGCAGGGCUCUGGCUCUGAACGGGUCCUCCCUUGAAGGAGUUCACGAACGCGGGGGUCCUCGGCGGGGGAACACCACGAACCCGCGCUUGCGACUGAAGAACCCUUUCUACCCACUGACCCAGGAGUCCUACGGAGCCUAUGCGGUCAUGUGUUUGUCGGUGGUGAUCUUCGGGACCGGCAUCAUAGGCAACCUGGCGGUGAUGUGCAUCGUGUGUCACAACUACUACAUGCGGAGCAUCUCCAACUCCCUCUUGGCCAACCUGGCCUUCUGGGACUUCCUCAUCAUCUUCUUCUGCCUUCCGCUCGUCAUCUUUCAUGAGCUGACCAAGAAGUGGCUGCUGGAGGACUUCUCCUGCAAGGUCGUGCCCUAUGUAGAGGCUGCUUCUCUCGGAGUUACUACGUUCACCUUAUGUGCUCUGUGUAUAGACCGCUUCCGUGCGGCCACCAACGUCCAGAUGUACUACGAAAUGAUAGAAAACUGUUCUUCCACAACCGCCAAACUUGCUGUUAUAUGGGUGGGUGCCCUCCUGUUGGCACUGCCGGAAGUGGUGCUCCGCCAGCUGAGCAAGGAGGACCCGGGCUUCAGCGGGCGCGCCCCCGCGGAACGCUGCGUCAUCAAGAUCUCCCCGGAUCUCCCCGACACCAUCUAUGUUUUAGCCCUCACCUACGACAGCGCCAGACUCUGGUGGUACUUCGGCUGUUACUUCUGUUUGCCCACACUUUUCACCAUCACCUGCUCUUUAGUGACUGCAAGGAAAAUCCGCAAAGCCGAGAAAGCCUGUACCCGGGGGAAUAAGCGGCAGAUUCAGCUAGAAAGCCAGAUGAACUGUACAGUCGUGGCUUUGACCAUUUUAUAUGGAUUUUGCAUUAUUCCUGAAAAUAUCUGCAACAUUGUUACUGCUUACAUGGCUACAGGGGUUUCUCAGCAGACAAUGGACCUUCUUAAUAUCAUCAGCCAGUUCCUUUUGUUCUUUAAGUCCUGUGUGACCCCUGUCCUACUUUUCUGUCUCUGCAAACCCUUUAGUCGGGCCUUUAUGGAAUGCUGCUGCUGCUGUUGUGACGACUGCGUCCAGAAGUCUUCCACGGUGACCAGUGAUGACAAUGACAACGAAUACACCACAGAACUGGAGCUCUCACCUUUCAGUACCAUACGCCGGGAGAUGUCCACGUUCGCGUCCGUUGGAACUCAUUGCUGAAGCACAGCCUUUGGUUUGCUUAGGUUUCUUUAUUUGUUUCAUUUUCAUAUCCUGUGAAAGUUUUUACUUCAUAUUUUUCCUUAGUGGGAAAACAUGCAGAAAAGGAGAGAAAUAUUAACUACUGUAGAACUGAUUUUGCAAAUUAAUAUUUGUGCUUUGAAAAAAAUAUUUAUAUUUAGUUAUUUAAGAAGUAUGAGGAGGCCAGUAGUUUUAGAUCAUUUUAUCUGGUAUGGUGCUAAUAUUUUAUUUGAAAAAAGUGACUGCACCUUAAUUAAUUGCUAACUUUCUUUUGUUCUUUUAAAAAUAUAAUCACUGUAUAUUGAUUAUAGCCAUGUGAUUUUGUAGGCUAUUUUAUGUUUGAGUUGUGAUUGAAAGUAUAUUGUAUAUGGUAUCGUGAGGUGAGUUGUAGUUAAGAAGCAUUCACAAAGUAGCACCAAAUAAAUUACACUUUAUUCUUUAACGUCAUUGUCAAUCUACUUUUAACCAAGAUUCAAUAAAUCUUUUAAUUGCCUUAAAUACACAAUUACUGAUUCUAUGCACAAUUUAAAAUCAGCCUUAUUGUUUUAUAAUUCUAUUUUCCUUUAAGGUGGGCAAUCACUAUGAUAUAAAGACAUUUUCCUAACAGUACUAUUUUAUAUGCAUGAUUCAUAAAACUAACUGUAUGUUUAAAAAAUUGUAUUUUUAAUAUUCAGCUAGAGAUGUAAAAUUACUUCCAAAUAUUUAUAAAAUAUGAAUAAAUAGACAGCAGAGUAGGAAGAAACUAUCUUUUUUUAAAGAAAUUCACCUCUGAACUAGCAUGUAGAGCUAUAGGUUUUCCCAUGAAGAAUUAUGAAGAGAACCAAGGACUAAAAAGCAACCCACUUGUCAUCUGAUUUCAUCUAAACACUGACCUUUGAAGCACCAUGAAUUCUGUGUGAAGCACUUUGAAUUCUAAUUUUUCUCCUUUUAAAAAAUGAACUUGAUUAAAUCUGUGUGACUUAAUUUCUCUAAGAAAUUACAGUAGUGGAAUAAUAAAAUAUUUAUGCAUCUUGAUUAGAACACUUGAAUAUUCAAAUACUACCUUUAAGUUGAUAUUCCAUAAACUCCCAACAAAAAUCUAACCCUCUGUAUUUGAAUUCUAUGGACCCCUUAAGGAGUUCAAGUUAAAGCAGUUGUGUAGGAUGCCUUCCAUGUGGGACACAUGCCUAAUCAGAUGGCAGAGGCAGUGACCUGAGUGACACAGUGUGGUUGUAAUGUUGCUGUCUUCAGAAAAAUCAUAUAGGGGAACCCAAUUUUCUGGCUGGAAACUGCCCUAUGUGUUUUCUGCCUGUUAAUUUCUGUACUAUUCAGCUUAUCUGGUACUUUCUUUCUUCCAGACUACAUAUAACAUGAUGUUCUUUAAAUCGUUAAACUUUAGUACUAGAAAAAUUAAAGGGACUUAAUUCAGACCACUGGUCUUCUGCAUGAAACCCAGAUUAACUAAAAGACAGUGUCCAGAAUACCUCCUUUUUCCCAGUCCAGUACUCUUCAAAGGGAUUUUUUCCCCUACUGUCUGUAUUCUAAGGGGUUUGAGGAAGAAUAAAAACAAGGCACCAUUGUCCUCUUACAGAUCCCUGUAAUAGGUCUUUGGAAAACAACUGAGGAUGCCUAACUGAUGGCUGCCAACUGAUGGCUGCUGAGCAGAUCCACAGUUAUAAUUCCACAGUGUCUGUCAUGAUAUUUAGUCAACUUUAUAGAUCAAGAAACUGAUUGAGCAUAUGGCAUAGAAAAGGUUCUGUGUUAUAAUCUGCAGUAAAUAAAGGUAAAUAGAGCUUAGUGUCGGACUUUACAAAAGCAGACAGGGGUGGGAUGAGAAGAAAGGAAUAAGACACACGUGUAAACAAUUAUGAUGUAAGCUGGGACCGGUUGGGAAGGUGUAAAGUUCUGUGAUAAUUCAGGGAGAGCACCUCAGAUGGGAGGAAGUCAUGAAAGGUUUUAUGGGGUACCUGGAGGGACAGACCUUCAGAAGGAGUCGAUGAAAGGCAGUGCGAGAAGUGGACACUUCAGGAGGAGAGAGAUUACUAAGCAGAGGAAUUAGAAGAAGGCGUCCUGGGGUGUGACUGAAGAAUAAAUAAAUAAAUAGUCCAGUUUGGUUCCUAUGCUAUGUGUGAAUAGAAGCCUCAUGAAGAAUACUGAUGAAAAUAUGUGAGACCAUAUGAUAAAAAGGUAUGGCUUUAUGUCUUUGGCAUUCCAGAUGCUCUGUGUUCACAUGAGAAGCCCUGCCCUCCCUGUCCCCCGUACUCUCAUACAAUGUGUUCAUUAGCAGUGGGGCAUAGCAGCUUCCGCUCCCCACAUUCAUACCUGGUCCUGAACUGAAAAAUGUUUUGUAGGGAGCUUGAUUCCUCUGAGAAAUAUUUAAAAUACUUCUAUCAAGAAAUUUUCUUCUCCGACCCUUCCCUGUCAUUUAAAAAAUUAGAUGGACUUUUCCUGAUCGUCAAGGAUUCUCCAAGAUAACAGGUUGAGAUUUCUUCCUGAUGAUUUGAAUUCAUCUUGCAUUUUUAAAUACUCUUCAAUUACCUUCUGUUGGUUUGGCUUUCUCUGUCCUCUUUCUAGGCAGCAUCUUCCCAGUAUAUCCGAUUAUGGUAACCCUUCUCAUAAAGAAAGAGGAAGAGAAAACAUUAAAAGUUUCUACAAUUUCACUAUCGUGUUUUAUGAGUGUUCUCUCCUUCUUUCUGGAGAGUAGAAAAAUAUAUGCUAUAUUUUCUUUGCCCUGGUCUUUUAGUGAAAGCAAUUGAGGAGUAUUUACUGAACCGCAGUUUUGCUUUGCUACUUAGAUUGUUAGUUUUUGAAUUCAAAGCAUUCAGCAUGGUGCCUACAAUAGAUCGGAAUUACAUUACUUCAGACUCAAAGUGAUCUCAAAGUCUUCCAGUAUUAAUUACCCAGCUCUUUUUUUGUAUGUACAAAACUGAUUUUCUGAGAAGUUAACUGAGUUACCCAAGGUCACAUAAUUUGACCCUGGUUGAAUACUGACUUGUGAAAAUUCUAAGAAUAGAAGAUCUCCUUUUAGGGAUUAUAUAUAAUAAUUCUUUUCUACUUAAUCAGUUGGCUCACAGCAGUCUGUGAAAUACUAUCUUGAUUAAGAUAACAUAUAGUAAGUGUUCAAUAAGUACUUGUUCAAUGAAAGGAUAAACAAAUCUUUAAAUGAAAGAACACUCAGAAGACACAGUUUAGCAAAAAUACAGAUGGCAAACCAGGACUAUGAGUUAAGAAGGAGUGACAAAAGGAAAAGUAAGAAAAUAUAGUUUUUUGGUAACUGUGUUCAGACCAUAAAAUUAGCGGGCCAGCACUAAUCAAAUUAUGUAAUUAUCUAUGGCCGUAUACACGGUAUAUGUGUGUUCUGGACAAAUUAUAAAAACUGGAUGCUAUAAUUCGCUUUUCAAACCUCUCUAUCCCAAAUUUAUUAAGUCCAGGUAUUCUAAAAGCCACGUUAGUCCUUUGCACAUUUUAUUCUUUCAAUCAUUCACUCCAUUCAUUCAGUUAAACGCCUAUUGCCGGCUUUGUGCCGUGGCAGCAUAGUAGCCAACGAGGUUUAUCUGAAGUACAGUUAUUGCUAAUUGAAAACACCUACAUGCCAAACACUGUGCUAAAUCCGAGGGACAGAAUAGUGUGUGGUUUAGAUACAACUCAGUCCCUUUUGGAGUUUACAUUAUGUGCAGUGCCUACACAUAAGAUUAUUCCCUACUCAUAGAUUAUUCCCUAUAUCAAGUAUUUAGUGAAAAUGUGAGUAGUGCUGAGAAAGAAAAGUUCGGGAAGAAAAGUGCUCCGAGAGUUUGUUAUAGGGGAUCCUGACCUAGGGGUAGUGUCAGUGAAAAUUCCCUUGGGAAAGAGCUCAGGUAGAGGCAGGGAGAGUAUUAAGGCUCUGUGUGGACGGAGACAGAGCAGGUCCAGGAACCAAGAAGGACCAAGAAGCCUGGCACGCAAAAAGCAAAGGCAAGCAUAGACCAGAGUUGGUAUGAAACAAAUUGCAGUUCAUCUACAAAGGGUUUCGGUUAUAUAUAGGUAGAGUAACCUCACUUCAUCAAUGUUAGACUGCCCUUCUGUGGUUCAUGGGAGACUACUUAUCAUUGUUAUUAGUAAACUGACUUCCUUUUAUAUUUUAAUAUAACAGCCUCACAAUUGUUUGAUUUUUUAUUAUAUUUGUGUUUCCACACUUUCACCCCAAAUAUUGCAAUAUGAAGUAGGAUAAUAAUUCAUUAACUAAAGAGACUGUAUUGUUAUAUAAGUAGAAGAUAAUUAUUUACUACCAAGUUAUGAGACCUUAGAUUCCUAGAACUCUGGUGCUAAAUCAAUGGUCCAUUGCAUUUACAAAUUUGUAGAGGAUUAGCAAUCUUUUGCUUCCAGUGCUCAGAAGUUAAAGAUUGAUUUAAAAAAUAGUUAUAGUAAUCAAUCUCAAAGUGAUCAUUCUCUUGAACUAGUAAUACUUUAAUCAGUCGCGUGGCUGUUAAAUGAAACAUUUUCAUUUCCUGUUAGUCCAACUGUUGUCAAUUCCACAAACUGAAUUCAAUAUUUUUCUUCAAUUUUUAAGAGAUAUAAAUAAUUCAUAUGCAAUACAUUCUGUGAAAUCCAUAGAAACCUUCUGAGUUGAAUGCCUUGCUAUAUAGAUAGACAGGGAUGUGACUGGUUUGUUUUACUCUCUCUCUACAUAUACACCAAAUUUAAGUAUAACCAUAGACAUUUUUAAAUUUCCUAAUUAAUAUUUAUUUUCCUGAGUUUUAAGAGAAAAAAAUCUUUUGUAAUUUUAUUCCUUUUAUUUGUAUUUGUAUUGAUAAUGUAUUUAGAAACUUAGGUCUACCAGAAUUUUUUUCCCUAAUCAAAUAAAGUAUGAUGAACUUGCUAAAAUUUGAAAGUUUGCUACAGACAGAAUUUGGAAGUUUAAGGGAACAGUGUCUCUGAGGAGAAAAAGAAAGAGAGAGAGAAAAAGAGUGAAAGAGAGAGUGAGAGAAAGAGAGAGAGAAGAGAGGAGAGGACAUUUGGGGUGUCUAGAAGAAAUUGUGAUGGUGUGAGGGAAGCUUUCAAAAGAGUUCAUAAAAAUGACAUAAUUAUAUUUUUCUUAUACCCUCUUCUCUCACUAAUGACUUUUGUUCCUGAACUGUUUUUGACUCUGUUUACCAAGAAGAGUGGGCUCUGAUUACCAGCACUUUCAAGGCAAUGGAACAAUGACCUAUAUCAGGAAGCAUUUUGGUAAUGGGGAAGUUAUGUUGGGAGGUAUGACUAUGCGCUUUUGUCAUUCUAAAAACACAUCCAUAUUUUUGUUUAAGAACAUGUUUUAAACAUGUAGACACAUUUAAAAACCUUCAGCUUGCUUCUAUCACAUUGACAUUUCGAGUUUCAAGAUUUUAAGAACAGUUUAUAAAGACAAAUAUGUUCUUUUGUGAAGUAUCAGUAUAUGAGGAGGGACAUAAAGAAUCACACUUAAGUCCCUGAAAGUCACGUGUGCCAUGUUUUCUUUCAUUUUGAAAAGAUGCUCUUGUACCGUAUAGUUAUGCUAUUGUGGACAGGGUUUUGUUCUAUUAAGUUUUAUUCCUGCUUUUGCUACUCCUAGAAAGAAGACCUUUUUUGGUUUGUUUCUCUAUGUUUGGCUCAGCCUUAGUGACUUGGUGUUGGGGUAGCAUUCUGUCCUGAAUUACUCUGAUUUGAAUUCCAAAUUGAUUGCACAAACCCCACAUCAACAGGUUGGCAUUAUUCUAUGGGCAUAAUACAGUGAUUGUUGGAGAAGUGUGGCUUGAAAGUCCACCCAGGGUGUCAGAGAGUAAAUGGACCUUUUGUUGGCUUUGGGGGUUGGAUUAUUUUUCUUUGUCUUGCUGAUUUUGAGAUUGUUGGACAGAAAUUUAACUUUUUCUUUAUUUUCAUUUUGGCAAGAGAUUAAAAAAUCUCAAUAGUGUUUCUUAACAAGGCUUCAUUGACUUCCAUAAAACUUUGUUUCUGAAUUAACUUUUAUCUCCUGAAAACCUUUGGGCAGGACAAGCCGGUCAUUUACAUGGCAUUUGCAACAAUUAGAAAGUUCACUGGUUGGGACUGAUCUUUGGUCACCGAGUUUAAAAAGAUGGGAUGCUGUAAUGCCCACUGAUUGUGUGAUUGUUUCAACCUCACUCAUAAAGGAUUUUAGCUGAAGAGUCUUUGUCUAGGGCAGGCCUGUGAGAUCCAGCUGCAGUAGUACGGGAAUGAAUGCCUUUGUGUCAAUGGUCAGCUCCCUCUGAUAUUUGAUCAGCCCGUAUUUGCAUGGCAACCUAUUUCUACAUCAGCAAAGUAUGCAUAUAAUGCUGGGCUUUGUAAUCUAGUUGAGAAAAUGCAUGGGUGUUCAGAGGUUUCCCCUAUACUGUUACCUUUGGGUGAUUAAAUCUAGUAGAAAGAAGUGUUAUGUGAAUAAUGAAGAACACAGAAUGAUCAGAUGAAGUUGAGUUAGGACCGUGACUUUGUUUCCAGUGCUGCGACUUCCUGUGGCCAAGAUGAGCUAUCUGACUCGGCCACUUCGAUUUUUCAAAUUAACUAGAAAGUUUACAGAAUCUUUAUUUCAUUUCCUCCAGACCCAAGGACUAUGUCAUCAGGUUCCAGCCACUGAAAAA
Molecule: messenger RNA, 9488 nt
Organism: Globicephala melas (long-finned pilot whale)
Lineage: Eukaryota; Metazoa; Chordata; Mammalia; Artiodactyla; Delphinidae
Gene: GPR37
Product: G protein-coupled receptor 37
Biological process (GO): positive regulation of MAPK cascade; adenylate cyclase-inhibiting G protein-coupled receptor signaling pathway
Cellular component (GO): plasma membrane; signaling receptor complex
Molecular function (GO): prosaposin receptor activity; G protein-coupled peptide receptor activity
Source: RefSeq, a predicted model, not a curated record